GGACACAGCGGAUCACCGAUCCAUGGAAAGAGCCAAAGAUGUUGGCUCGGUCAUGUGAUCAGCUGUGUCCAAUCACAGCUGAUCACAUGGGAGAUGUACACAGAUCAUCAGAGCACUGAUGAUCAGUGUGCCCUGAUGAUCUGUGUAGCCCCAGCAGUGCCACCUAUCAGUGUCCAUCAGUGCCAGUUCUCAUCCAUGUCACCUGCCAGUGCCCAUCAGUGCCACAUUUCAGUGCCCAUCAGUGCCACAUCAAUGCCACAUAUCAGUGCCCAUCUGAGCUGCCUUUCAGUGUCACCCGUCAGUGCCAGUCAGUGCCAUCUAUCAAUGCCAGUCAGUGCCACCUAUCAGUGC
This is a messenger RNA of Staurois parvus, 351 nucleotides long. NCBI's taxonomy places the organism in Eukaryota, Metazoa, Chordata, Amphibia, Anura, Ranidae. The record is from the annotation of a GenBank genome assembly.